Molecule: messenger RNA, 980 nt
Organism: Grammomys surdaster
Lineage: Eukaryota; Metazoa; Chordata; Mammalia; Rodentia; Muridae
Gene: Ptgdr
Product: prostaglandin D2 receptor
Exons: 1
Coding region: 51-980 (309 amino acids)
Biological process (GO): inflammatory response; G protein-coupled receptor signaling pathway; positive regulation of cytosolic calcium ion concentration
Cellular component (GO): plasma membrane
Molecular function (GO): prostaglandin D receptor activity
Source: RefSeq, a predicted model, not a curated record
CACAGCUGGCCUGGCUGCAGCCUUCCCUCCAGCCAGACGGGGCAAGGGCUAUGAACCAGUCCUUUCGCUGUCAGACAUCCACCUGGGUGGAAAGGGGCUCCUCAGCGACGAUAAGCGGUGUGCUCUUCAGUGCAGGGCUACUGGGCAAUCUCCUGGCACUGGUGCUGCUGGCGCGCUCCGGGCUGGGGUCCUGCCGGCUAGGGCCACUGCACCCGCCGCCCUCGGUCUUUUAUGUACUAGUGUGUGGCUUGACGGUCACCGACUUGCUGGGCAAGUGUCUGGUCAGCCCGAUGGUCCUGGCUGCCUACGCGCAAAACCGGAGCAUAAAGGAACUGCCUGCCUCAGGCAAUCAGUUAUGUGAAACGUUUGCCUUCCUGAUGUCCUUCUUUGGGCUAGCAGAGGCCUUACAGCUGCUGGCUAUGGCUUUGGAGUGCUGGCUGUCUCUGGGACACCCCUUCUUCUACCAAAGGCACAUCACUCUGCGCAGGGGAGUGCUGGUGGCGCCGGUCGUGGGCGCCUUCUGCUUAGCUUUCUGUGCGCUCCCCUUUGCUGGCUUUGGGAAGUUCGUGCAGUACUGUCCAGGCACCUGGUGCUUCAUCCAGAUGAUACACAAGAAGCGUUCGUUUUCGGUAAUUGGCUUCUCUGUACUCUACUCCAGCCUCAUGGCGCUGCUGGUCCUCGCAACCGUGGUAUGCAACCUGGGUGCCAUGUACAAUCUCUAUGCCAUGCACAGGCGCCAGAGGCACCAUCCUCGCCGCUGCUCCAGGGACCCGGCCCAGGCAGGCUCAGACUACAGGCACGGGUCCCUGCAUCCUUUGGAGGAGCUGGACCACUUUGUGCUGCUGGCUCUCCUGACAGUGCUCUACACCAUAUGUUCCCUGCCUUUAAUUGUGAGUUGCUGGGCAAUAACGUUUGAGAAACUGGGACACCUUAGGCAAGAGCUCUGUGGGAACUUGUGGGGGGUGGAUUGGGAGGGCUAG